This is a messenger RNA of Microtus oregoni (creeping vole), 6294 nucleotides long. RefSeq names its product LIM and calponin homology domains 1 (gene Limch1). The record is from RefSeq and is a predicted model, not a curated record. Gene Ontology annotation, cellular component: stress fiber. The transcript is spliced from 27 exons. Gene Ontology annotation, molecular function: myosin II head/neck binding; actin binding. Gene Ontology annotation, biological process: positive regulation of stress fiber assembly; regulation of focal adhesion assembly; actomyosin structure organization. Bases 64 to 3333 code for a protein of 1089 amino acids. Lineage: Eukaryota; Metazoa; Chordata; Mammalia; Rodentia; Cricetidae.
CCUGCGGAGGCGGCUGUGCUCAUCCCGGCGGCCAAGCGCUUCAGUGCUCGCCGGGCUUCGCAGAUGGCUUGCCCCGCUCUCGGUCUGGAAGCUCUUCAGCCCCUGCAGCCGGAACCACCUCCGGAGCCUGCCUUCACCGAGGCACAAAAGUGGAUCGAGCAAGUCACUGGCCGAAGUUUUGGUGAUAAAGACUUCCGGACAGGGCUAGAAAAUGGGAUCCUUCUUUGCGAGUUGCUGAAUGCUAUAAAGCCAGGACUUGUUAAAAAGAUCAAUAGAUUGCCUACCCCCAUUGCAGGAUUGGACAAUACCAUCUUAUUCUUGAGAGGCUGCAAAGAGCUCGGCCUUAAAGAGUCUCAACUCUUUGACCCAAGUGACCUCCAGGAUACGUCUAACAGGGCCACUGUCAAGAACCUUGAUUAUAGCCGGAAGCUGAAAAACGUGUUAGUGACCAUUUACUGGCUGGGGAAAGCUGCAAACAGCUGCGCGUCCUACAGUGGAACGACGCUGAACCUGAAGGAGUUCGAAGGACUGUUGGCUCAGAUGCGAAAGGAGACUGAUGACAUUGAGAGCCCUAAGCGCAGUAUCCGAGACAGUGGCUACAUCGACUGCUGGGACUCUGAACGCAGCGACUCCCUCUCUCCUCCUCGCCACGGCCGAGAUGACUCCUUCGACAGCCUGGAUUCUUUCGGCUCCCGCUCCCGGCAGACACCUUCACCAGAUGUAGUUCUCCGGGGAAGCAGUGAUGGAAGAGGAAGCGACUCUGAAUCUGACUUGCCACACCGAAAGUUGCCGGAUGUGAAGAAAGAUGAUAUGUCUGCACGACGGACUUCCCAUGGUGAGCCGAAGUCUGCAGUACCAUUUAACCAGUACCUCCCGAACAAAAGCAACCAGACGGCCUAUGUCCCAGCGCCUCUGAGAAAGAAGAAGGCCAAGCGGGAGGAAUACAGGAAGAGCUGGAGCACGGCCACCUCCCCCCUGGGCGGGGAAAGGCCCUUCAGAUACGGCCCGAGAACUCCUGUGUCAGAUGACGCAGAGAGCACGAGUAUGUUUGACAUGCGGUGUGAGGAGGAGGCAGCGGUGCUGCCGCACAGCAGGGCCCGCCAGGAGCAGCUGCAGCUGAUAAAUAACCAGCUGAGGGAAGAGGACGACAAAUGGCAAGAUGACCUGGCUCGCUGGAAGAGCCGUAGAAGAAGUGCUUCUCAGGACUUAAUCAAGAAAGAGGAAGAAAGGAAAAAAAUGGAGAAGUUGAUGUCCGGAGAAGACGGGACAAGUGAACGAAGGAAAAGCAUCAAGACUUACAGAGAGAUUGUGCAAGAAAAAGAGCGGAGAGAGAGGGAGCUGCACGAGGCCUAUAAGAAUGCACGGUCACAGGAGGAGGCUGAAGGGAUCCUCCAGCAGUACAUCGAGAGGUUCACCAUCAGCGAGGCCGUGCUUGAACGCUUGGAGAUGCCAAAAAUCCUGGAAAGAAGCCAUUCAACAGAGCCAAACCUAUCCUCCGUCCCGAAUGACCCCAGCCCCAUGAAAUACUUGAGGCAGCAAUCACUGCCUCCACCCAAGUUCACUGCCACAGUUGAAGCCACCAUUGCUCGCACCGGUGUCCCAGAGACCAGCGCAGCAGGCGGCAGUGGGUCUCCAAGCAAAUCCAUCCCUCCCAGUGCGGUGCCUAUGCUGACACCCAAGCCUUACACCCAGCCCAAAGCCUCUCAAGAGGUUCUGAAGACUUUUAAGGUAGAUGGGAAAAUCAGCAUGAAUGGAGAAAUGGCGCAUGGAGACGAGGAAGAAAAGGAAAAGGAAGGGCCCACGCUGGAACCUGGCCCUUCCUUAACCAAGUCCCAGAUGUUUGAAGGCGUGGCUACAGUGCAUGGUUCUCCCGUGCAAGUGAAGCAAGGCAGCAACAGCAUUGAGAUCAACAUCAAGAAACCAAACUCUGCCCCCCAGGAACUGACAGCAGCCUCUGAUGAAGCUGAGUUGAAUGGCCAAGAGGAUGAGGACGGCGGUGGGAAGUCUGGGGCACAGGACGCGGAGCCAACAUCAGCAGAGCCACAGCAUUUUACAGCAACGGUGACUCGCUGCAGCCCCACCGUGGCCUUUGUGGAGUUCUCCCCCAGCACGCAGCUGAAGAACGAGGUGCCAGAAGAACGAAACCAGAAGAAGCCAGAAAAUGAGAUGAGUGGGAAGGUAGAGUUAGUGCUGUCACAGAAGGUAGCAAAGCCAAAAUCCCCAGAGCCAGAAGCAACCUUGACGUUUCCUUUUCUCAACAAAAUGCCUGAAACCAACCAAUUGCACUUGCCAAAUCUCGAUUCUCAAGCGGAUUCUCCGAGCAGCGAGAAGUCCCCUGUAACCACACCCUUUAAGUUCUGGGCAUGGGACCCGGAAGAGGAGCGUAGGCGACAGGAGAAAUGGCAGCAGGAACAAGAGCGUCUGCUCCAGGAGAGGUACCAGAAGGAACAAGAUAAGUUGAAGGAAGAGUGGGAAAAGGCCCAGAAGGAGGUGGAGGAAGAAGAACGCAGGUACUACGAGGAGGAGCGUAAGAUAAUUGAAGACACGGUGGUCCCGUUCACUCUUUCCUCGAGUUCUGCAGACCAGCUGUCUACUUCCUUGUCUGUCACUGACGGCAGCGGGACUACGAAUAAAGUGGACUUGGAAAAUUCUCAAGACAAAGAAAAAGAGAGAAGACAGAAGAUACCUUUCCAGGAGGGCGACAGUGACCAGUUGCUCAAGGCUGGGGAAAGUGGUCCACCCAAGGAGGACAGUAUUAGCAGCCUAAUUCAAGGACCCUCGGCUCACUCAGAAGACUCCAUGUCAAAAGGAAUCCAUCUGGACCAGUGGCCAGAGACAGAGGCUGGGACCCCGCACUGUGGUACAGGCCCACAGCUAGCUCAGGAGCCACCUCAGAAUCAUCAGGUGUCAAACCCAUCAGCAUGUAUGUCAGAAGAUGUGAAGCCCAAAACCCUGCCCCUGGAUAAAAACCUUAAUCAUCAGCUCGAGUCUCCGGGUGAAAGACGGAAGAAAAGUCCUCGAGAGAACUUCUGGGCUGGGCCCCUGUCCCCCUGUUCUCCUACCCCUCCCGGCCAGUCACCAAACAGGUAUAAGAGGUCUAUUAGCGGGAAGAAGCUGUGCUCCUCCUGUGGGCUCGCUCUGGGUAAAGGAGCCGCGAUGAUCAUCGAGACCCUGAAUCUCUACUUUCACAUCCAGUGUUUCAGAUGUGGCAUUUGUAAAGGACAGCUUGGAGACACAGUGAGUGGGACGGAUGUGAGGAUUCGCAACGGUCUCCUAAACUGUACUGACUGCUACAUGCGAUCCAGAAGUGCCGGCCAACCUACAACACUGUGACAGGGUUGAGCGCUUCUGGAUCACCGAACAUUUCUUUAUUAAGGGUGUCUGGCAAUGGCUUAAUUAAACCCCAAGUUCAGGGGCUUCUCAGCAUUCAUCUAAUUCUGGAAGACUCUUCUGCAAGGUGGUAUCUGCUCUUUUGUAUUGUAGCACAGUGUGCUUUUUCUGGUUGGGGCCUGAUUUUUUUUUUUUGCAUUUGCACAGUAUAUACAAAAGAAUAUUGCGUUGUAAUGAUUCUGAACAGUUAAUGGGUGGGGGGGAGACAAAUGGUUUCAGCACAAGCAGAAAGGCUUAUGGUUGAGAAGGUGUUGUUCUCUUCUUUGGGGAAUAGCUGUUAUUCUCUUCUUUGGGAAAUAGCAAAAGGGUGCAAUAAACCUGUUGUGUUUUAGUAUUUCUAGAAAUUAAACACGUUAUGUUUACAGAAUUGAGCUGCAGGAAGUGCAAGACAUGCCAACUUAAGACAGGAGCAUAAAGUGAAUGCAUUUCAGAAAAUCUAGACACCCCAGAAAGCUCUGACUCGGAACUAUAACUUGUUUUUUAAUGCAAAGACAGUAGUCUGAUAAUAUAUACUGUACUCCUGAAAACAUCUGUGUUACUUACCUUUGGGGGGGGCAGAUGUCCUACCAAUAAUUUAUCACACUGUUAGUAUUAGAUUUUGUGUACCCUGGAUGUCGUGUCAUUAAUAUAGGCUGAUCCCCCAAAUGAAGAAAGCCCUUGCAGUAUCACUAGACUUCCACUCUGUGAUGUUGUGCAAGGGUAGGGAGGAAACUGGCCAGCCAUUAUCUUCAGACUUACUAUAAAAUCCAUGAGGAAGUGUCAUCUGUCCGGAUGGUAUGUCAGUGGUAGCCUUAAGGCUUGGGCCACCUGCUUUCUCCAAGCACUGGGUUAGGGGUUGUUGAGCGGCUUGAUGUGAAGAUGUGAGUGUAGGCACCCAGGACAGUCUGUCUUUAGGGGUGAGUACGUCUCAUCUUUUGCCUACAAGUUUUCCUUGGGGGUGGAAGCCCGGGGACCCAGAGAGAAGCAUUAAGUCCAUCCUCACGGACCCCGGAUGGCAUAAUGAGACAAGCCCACAACUGGUCUGUACGGGCAGCCGCCCAAGGCAGACGGUGCCCUGCCUACCCCCAUGGACCUGUGUGCACCUUCCUUCUCCCACACGGCCUUCUUGACUCUCAAGAAUUCUGCACCUGACCCAUGGAGUUUUGAAAGCGACGCCUGCGGAGACCUGGUUUGUUCUCUGCCCCCUGUGAGGAAUUCCAGCUGGACACGGCAGGAAUGAAGCGGCUAAACCAGCGCGACUUGGCUCUCCAGGCUAAGGACUGGGCAAAGGGGAACUGUUUAUUCUGCCUUAAAAGGAUGGCAACUGAGUAAAGACAAUGACGUUAGGCGGAUGUAGACCGUGGAUACACCCCUAGACGACGUUAGGCGGAUGUAGACCGUGGAUACACUCCUAGUAGGCUAAUGACGACGUUAGGCGGAUGUAGACCGUGGAUACACUCCUAGUAGGCUAAUGUAGCAUAGCGAGAGCGCAAGUAGAUGUUUUUCUGUUAUGUAAGCAAUAAUUUUUCUGUGUCUUAUGGAGUAUGGCUAGCAGUUAUUUAUUUCUGUGCUAGACGGUUCUUUGCAUGUGGGUUCCCUAUAGGUGCAGGCAUCUCCUGGCCACUGGAGGCAUAUAGGCCACUUUGCCAUUUGGACGAGUUGCUAUUGGACUGAAAUUCACACAUCAUUUCAUUAAAAAUUGUGCCUUAGAAAAUGCAAAGCUGUUGCACGUGGUGGUGGGUGGCAGAUUCGGAACACCGGAGGGAAAUGACGUCACUUCCCAGGUCUCACGACUUCUCUCAGAGGUGUCCGCUGCUUUACAAGAAAAAAUAAACAAUAAAUAAAUAAAGAUUUUAAAAGACAAAUAAAAAAGGAAAAAAUUAAAAAGAAAAAAGAAAAAGUUUUGAAAAUGUACAGAUCAAGUCCAAUAUUUUGAUGAAGCACCUGCAUGUUUUAUUAACUAUUUUAAUAAUGUGGAUGUUUACACUUUGCAUGAUAUUAACAGAGUACUUUACGAGAAACGAUGCACAAAACAUGUACGAUAUGGUCAUUGGUAAGCGACUUUUAUAGAAUACUUUUUACAUGUGCGAGGCCAUCCAUUAUGUCAGGAUCCCAUGAGUGCUGCACACUCUUCUGGUUUCACAAAGCCAUUUAUACAUACUUCCUAGCGGGACGCGUUGUACGUGUGUUGCAGCUCGACUGGAGUCAAGAGGAAUAAAGCCCCCUCCCACGCGUGGCGCGUGCUUUGCCGUCAUGAACACUAGUCACCAGCCUGGAAUAAUCUCCAACAUUCUCUAAAUUCUAAUUGCCAACCGUUUCUAUUUCUAUUUGAUUUCGAUUUCAUUUAGUACCGGUUACACGGCAGCUUCGGCAGACUAGCUCUCCUUGUCUGCCAGUGCAGCAUAAGAGACUAUGAUCUAUUCCUCUUCAAAUAAUCUUUGAGAUCCCAGGGGGAAAAAAUGUACUCUGUUGUGUGAAGCUAUGGUGUCAAUGUGUUUGUUUAAAAACCAGGCAAGGCAAGCGAGUGAUUUAUUAUUCCUGGGGGACUGUGGCUGUUCUUCCCCCUCAGACCCCACAUACUUCCCUCCCGAGGACAAAAACGGUGACUCUGUUUCUCACUAGCAAACUCUCAUGACCUUUGUCCUCCUUUCUGUGUAGUGUCAUUAACGUGAUGCAGAUUCUAGUUACCUGUAGGCGGUGUAAGAUUCAGCGAGCUGAAACGAUCCACCUUCGAUGUGAGUCCAUCCAGAAGAUGUCCCUUUCUGGGUGGGCGACGUCCUGUAUCAACUACACUAACUUCCAUUUACAAUAUUUAUUCUAAAAUGCCUCUGAGAAAUAGUUUAAAAAAUUAAAAAUGAAAAGUUGUCUAAAAAUGCAACAGCUUUUAUAGUGAAUGUACAUUUAUAAAUAAAAUACUCAAAUCCA